AUGGUUCUCGAUCUAGAUCUAUUCAGAGCUGAUAAGGGUGGAAACCCUGCUAAGAUCAGAGAGAAUCAGGCGAAGCGGUUUAAAGAUGUGACGCUGGUCGACAAAGUUGUGGAGAACGACACGGCCUGGAGAAAACUUCGCUUCAGGGCUGAUCUGCUGAACAAGCUGAAGAAUGUGUGCAGCAAGGAAAUUGGUGAAAAAAUGAAAAAAAAAGUCGCAGUAGGUGAUGAUGAGAAGGUGCCUUCAGAAAUUUUGGAUAAUAUCGACGACCUUACGCAGGAAAAAUUGACUGAUUUAACAGUGACACAGAUCAAGCGUGUACGUCAAGAGAUAGAUGACCUUAUGAAGAGCAACAAUGAUAAACUCUUAGAACAUGAGAGAGAGAGGAAUGAAGCUCUGAAGGAGAUUGGAAACCUGCUGCAUGAGUCAUGCAUAGUGAGCAACAAUGAGGAUGAGAAUGGGAUAGAGAGGACAUUUGGGGACACAGAGACAAGGAAGAAAUACUCUCAUGUGGAUCUGGUGGUCAUGAUUGAUGGAGCUGACAAUGAAAAGGGAGCUGUCACUUCUGGAGGCAGGGGCUACUACCUUAAGGGUCCACUCGUGUUCAUGGAGCAAGCUUUGAUUAACCUGGCCAUGAAUAUGCUUCACUCAAAGGGCUAUGUUCCAUUGUACACACCUUUCUUUAUGCGCAAGGAGGUGAUGCAGGAAGUGGCACAGCUGUCACAGUUUGAUGAAGAGCUGUACAAGGUUGUUGGCAAGUCGUCGGAGAAGAAAGAUGAAUCAGACCUGGAUGAAAAGUACUUAAUUGCUACAUCAGAACAACCAAUUGCGGCUUUCCAUCGUGACGAGUGGAUCCCCACCGAGUCACUGCCCAUCCGAUACUUGGGGUACUCAACUUGCUUUAGACAGGAGGCAGGCUCCCAUGGUCGUGAUACGAGAGGCAUUUUCAGAGUCCAUCAGUUUGAAAAGGUGGAGCAGUUCUGCAUCACAUCACCAGAAGAAAACAAAUCAUGGGAGAUGUUUAAUGAAAUGAUCACCAAUGCUGAAGAGUUCAACAAAGCACUGGGGAUACCCUACAGAGUCGUCAACAUUGUAUCAGGCGAGUUGAACAAUGCAGCUUCUAAGAAACUGGAUCUGGAGGCUUGGUUUCCUGGUUCGGGGGCUUUCCGGGAACUGGUGUCAUGCUCAAACUGCUUGGACUACCAGUCCAGGCGACUGCGUAUUAGAUAUGGUCAGACUAAGAAGAUGGGACAAGAGACCAACUUUGUGCAUAUGCUGAAUGCUACCAUGUGUGCCACAACCAGAACUCUAUGUGCCAUCCUAGAGAACUACCAGACAGAAGAUGGAAUCAUCGUCCCUGAGGUCUUACGCAAGUUUAUGCCCACAGGCUAUGAUGAAAAAAUUCCAUUUGUGAAGCCUGCUCCGAUUGAUGAACAGGAAGCAAAGAAACAGAAAAAGUCUGAAAAGAAAGGAAACAAACCACCUUCUGCAUCGAAAGAACAGUAG
Candidula unifasciata is the source of this 1506-nucleotide messenger RNA. The record is from the annotation of a GenBank genome assembly. NCBI's taxonomy places the organism in Eukaryota, Metazoa, Mollusca, Gastropoda, Stylommatophora, Geomitridae.